Molecule: messenger RNA, 4126 nt
Organism: Perca flavescens (yellow perch)
Lineage: Eukaryota; Metazoa; Chordata; Actinopteri; Perciformes; Percidae
Gene: retreg1
Product: reticulophagy regulator 1
Exons: 9
Coding region: 46-1422 (458 amino acids)
Biological process (GO): reticulophagy; negative regulation of neuron apoptotic process
Cellular component (GO): endoplasmic reticulum membrane
Source: RefSeq, a predicted model, not a curated record
UGGAGGAGCUGAGCGACAGAGCGGACGGGCGCCGGUCGUCUUCCAAUGCUGGGGAGCCGGGAAACAGGAACCGUGGACUGCGGGGAGGCGGCUUCCGGGCCGCAGGGGCCACAGGGGCCGCUGAGCCGGGCACACCGCGGGAAGGAGACGCCUCCCGGCCGUCAAGGGUGUCGUCUCACCGGCCUGGUCAACUGGAGGCAGAGACCCGGCAGGACUUCAGCCCUGUUUGCUGCAGCCAACACGGUGAUCUGGUUCAUGGCCUUCAGCUCUUUCCGAGCCUACAGCCUCCUGGCCGGCCUGCUGGCUCUGCUGGUCCUCGCGGUGACCGCCAGAGACAUCGCUCGAUCCAGAUCCACAGGAGCUCACUUAUGGCGCAGCAUGACUGCAAGCUGGGAGAUAAUUGACUCAGGCCAGGACAGCCGCUCUGGGACUGGACCUGAGCUCAGCGACUCCCUCAACCUCUUCCUCCAGGAGACUUCAGCUUUCAAACAGCAAAACCCUGGCAAGUUUUGCCUGCUGGUUUGCAGUUUCUGCACCUUUUUUGCUGUCUUAGGACGCUACAUUCCAGGGAUUGUUAUCUCAUAUAUUCUAGUGCUGGGCAUUUUCCUGUGGCCUCUGAUCUCAUUUCACGAGGUCGGUUUGUGGCUAAAGCCAGUUCUGCAGAAGCUGGACUUUGGCAUCGGGGAGUUCCUUCGGAAAAUCAAAGAGAAACAUGAGAAGAAAAGGAUGCAGGCUCAGACUGAGAAAGAGGGCAUCGAGUCGGACCUCUCUUCCAUGUUUCCCAAGCUUGACUCCACAGUGUGUAAGGAAAUGUCUGUAUCAGAUACAGAGGUGUCUGACGUGACAUGGACGGACAACGGUACUUUCAACCUGUCAGAAGGACACACACCACAGACUGAGAACUCAGAGGACUUUGACAGAGAAGAAGCGUUCAUUGGAGGCCUUCCAGAAUUCCCCUCAGUUGACAACGGCACAACGACCAAUGGCGAUGAUGACGAUGACUUCAGCCUCGGCCUUCCCUCGCCUUCACCUCAGCUGCCAAUCAAAUCCAAGCAUACAGCCUCUGCUCACGAAGACCAAACCACCGACAAAGCCCUUGAAUUAGUCAACCAGAUGGCGGGCGACUUCAUCACCGCCGCUGUCACGGCUGCCAUGCAGGAGAGAAUAGAAGCAGCGGUUGGCUUCACAGCGCUGAGCUCCGACACCACGCGGUCAAGACUCCCAGAUACCACCAGGCUGCUGGAGCUGGCCGAGGAGUCGGACAGCGAGGUGGAGGACUUUGAGCUGCUGGACCAGUCGGAACUGGAGCAACUGGAGGGGGACCUGGGGCUGGGAGAGGAGAAGGCCCAGGCCAAAGAGGAGGAAGAGAGUGAUCAGCCGGCCUCUUCUGGUUUCUUUGCCAAACUCCUGAGACGCCAUUGAUUGAUGAAAGGUACGAUCCGCGGGGGAGGACGACUUACAGAGGAUGUGUGGACGGGAGAUGGGGGUGUUCUGGUUACAAAGGACUGUUGGGGAUAGUGAGAAAGCAAUGUUUCCAUUUAUCUUUAUCCUGUAGAGCUAUCAUCAACAUUUUAAAACUUGUUAGUUUGUCAAAGGUGAAAGUCAUGUUACUUUAAUCAGAAUCAUCCUAGAUUAAUGCCGUGAUCAGACAACAUGAUAUCGGGCCUAUAAUGGCCCUGGCCCAAUAGACGUGGCUACGAAAUGGGGUGUUGGGUGUCUUGUUUUAUCCUGUGUAGUAUGUGAUACUGAAAAAACUGGGACGCCUCACAACAUCCUGACCUAAAGAGGACUGUGUCAUUCCUUCUUUUACCGAGUUUGACAACACCUACAGCGCGUGCCAUCAAGUUGAUGUGAGCAGAAUGAAAUUCAAGUGAACAGUGUUCACUAAAAAGACAUGUAGGGGGCCUGUGCAAUCUGCAUGUGUCUCUGCAUAUUUAUUUAUUUUUUAACAUUUAUUUGGUUACUUGUGCGCCCCUACAGUUUUUGCCCUUAUUGCCCAGAAGUCAGCUCAGAGCAAAUUUGAUUAGCCUACUGGUCCAUAAUGGUCCGUUAUGAAAUAUAAACAUAUCGUGUAUUCUGAUCCCGGCAUAAAAAUGUUGAUGGUUUAGGGCCUCUUUAGUUGUAAUUAAUUGCAGCAGUUUCAUAUGUCUUUUCAAAGCAACUUUUAUCACCUCAUGACAUUUGAUUGAAAUCACCAGCCACUGCUGCCAAAAUGUCAGCUCACGACACCCCUAACACUCACUUUGACGCUGAAUUGAUUAAUCCAACUACAUUACCCAGAAUUCCACAGGCAUAAAAUCAAAUGACAAUCAAAACACCUUUAAUACUCAAAAUACUACUACUGGUUGGAUAGUUGACUAUGAGGAUUCAAAAAUAGGAAACCUUUUUAUUUUUUUUAUUUCCUUUUUUAAUUUUAUAUGUACUUUUUCAUGAAUCAUUUAUGUGGUCAAUGGGCUUUUAUUUUAUUUUAACAACAUGCAGCAGGUCUCUCAAUACUAUGCAUGGAAAUCUCAACUUGAGCCAUAAAUAUAUUAAAACAUCUAAACAUUUUACUUUCAGUGCUUUCAGACCAAAAAUUUCAAGUGGGCAAAAACCAAAUCCAAAACACUUACCAGACUCAUAUUUUGCUGACAGGUUUGUCUUAAGCUGAGAGGCUCAAUCAACAUUCAGUGGAUAUUUUUUAUUUUUUUGGAGAAAUAUUUCCAAACAAAGUCAGAUGCUGGCCUUGGGAGUUACAUUCCUACAAAGCCACUGCACAAAACUCAUAGUGGAAAAUGGAGUUAAAGCCUCAGGAGCAUCUCAUUUUAAAAUUGUGUCUACUUUCUGGCUUCAUCACUUAGUCAGCUGAUAAAUUGCCCAUUUAAAGCUACAUUAAGCAAAUGUUGACCGAUUGGGGGCAAAAAGUUUGAAGAAAAGUGCAUCGGAAAUAGACAAGACCUACAGCAACAGAAGGGACACUACCUGUAUUGGGACCAGGCUCGACUUAAGUCCCUGGUCAAGUCUCGGCUAGUAGGAACUAAGUAAACCCAUGAAGACCUCUGCUCCUCAGCUGCAACACAUUCUCAUCCCAACACGUCACACCUGACAUUUUGUCAUUGGCGUGAUUUGUCAACGCACUGGGUAGCCUCGUGCUUCAAACUGUGAUGCUCUACUACGGUCGCUGUUUUAAACUUGAGUUUAACAUCGUGACCUUAAACAAAACUACUUGGUUCGGUUCAGGCAACAAAAAAAACCCACUUAGUUAAGGUUAGGAAAAGAUUGUGGGUUGGGUUAAAAUAUGUACGUUUAAGUGACGUGCAGGAAAAGAACGGGACACAAACCGCAGUCUUCUGGGUGAAAGUUCUGUGCUGAUUGACACAACCACCACCCUGACCCCCUUCUUAAGCAGGCUUUGUCACUCUUACUUCUGUGCCACUUGCACUUAGCGUCUAAUAUUGCCUCAUAUGGGUUUGCGGUUUAAAGCCUGUUUCAUGCAGGUGCUCAAGUAUCAGUCGUUAGGACUGAGACAAAGCGUCAGUAUUUGACUCCCUGGGAAUAAGAACAUGCUGCAGUGUCAUAGGAUAAUCGGAUAUUUGACUCAAAAUGAAGUAAAAUUUAGUUUCAGUGCACUGAAAGUGAAAUGUUAUGACGUGGCAUAUUUCCAUUUGCACCUUAAUUAUUAUUUCACAAUGCACCUUCGGAGGGCAGUCUGCUGUGUCAAGUAUCAGUCGUGGAUUCACCGAAUGAAGACGAAGAAUGAUUGAACAUUUACAUGCCUUGUACAUUAAAAUACAUGUUUUUUUAUAAUAAAGACACAGUAAUGUAUAAUGUAUCCUCUUGAAUUAAUCAUUUAAUGCCUUGUAUUAGCAUAACUAAAGAUGACAAUAGAAAUAUUUGUUUAUCAGUGCCUAAGAGGACUUUGUAGUAGAUGCAGUUAAUUUCAAACUCAGAUGUAAUAACUGUUUAAAACUAAAGAAAUGUUCCAACCUCUGAACAAGUGUUUAGGAAGGUUCAUGCUUCACUAAAUAAAUUGAUAAUCCUUUCAAUUUAGUUCAAAAACAUGUUGGUUGGUCAGAACCAAAAUGCAUUUACAAAUGUACUUUUAUGUAAUUAAACUCAAGAAUGUUAAUAAAAUAUUGCAACGCAA